Messenger RNA from Fusarium keratoplasticum, 1920 nucleotides. RefSeq lists its product as uncharacterized. Gene Ontology annotation, molecular function: FAD binding. The record is from RefSeq and is a predicted model, not a curated record. The transcript has 4 exons. Bases 1 to 1920 code for a protein of 639 amino acids. NCBI's taxonomy places the organism in Eukaryota, Fungi, Ascomycota, Sordariomycetes, Hypocreales, Nectriaceae.
AUGGCACCAGAAGCAGACCGAUCGCCCUACUAUGAUAUUGUCAUUGUCGGAGCCGGGCCAGUUGGCCUCAUGCUCUCAACCUGUCUUGCCCGCUGGGGUUACAAGAUAAAGCACAUCGACAACAGAGCCGAGCCAACACCGACAGGUCGAGCUGACGGUAUCCAACCACGUUCGCUGGAUCUUCUCCGCAACAUGGGCCUCAAGUCUGACAUCAUGGCUCACCACCCUGCCCGCGUGUACGAGGUUGCUUUCUGGGACCCUCCUUCGUCAGGACGCGGCAUUGUCCGGACAGGGACAUGGGCGAGUUGCCCCGACUUUAUCGACGCUCGCUACCCCUUCACAACCUUGCUUCACCAAGGUCUGAUUGAACGGGUCUUUAUCGCAGACUUGGAGAAGAAUGGGGUGCAAAUUCAGCGUCCAUGGACCAUCAAGGGUUUCACAUCGGAUGAGCAGAAAAACCCCGAGUACCCUGUUACCGUCGAGCUGGAACAUGUGGACGGAACAGCCCAGGAGACUCUGCAUGCCAAGUACCUCUUUGGUGGCGAGGGUGCGAGGUCGUUCAUCAGAAACCAGCUUGGCAUUGCAGUUCAGCACAAGGACCCCAUUGCGUAUGUCUGGGGAGUCAUGGACGGUGUUGUGAUAACCGACUUUCCUGACAUCAAGAUGAAAUGCACAAUCCACAGCGAGCACGGUUCUAUCAUGGUGAUCCCCCGGGAGAACAACAUGGUUCGCCUCUACAUUCAGAUCGCCUCCUCGACAGACCCAGACUGGAACCCCAGGCGAACAGCUACCGAAGAACAAGUGCAAGAAUCAGCCAAGAAGAUCAUGCAGCCAUACUCCAUUGAGUGGGAACGCGUGGAAUGGUACUCAGUCUAUCCUAUCGGCCAAGGCAUCUCGGAUCGAUACACACUAGACCAGCGCGUUUUUCUUGGAGGCGAUGCUUGCCAUACCCAUAGCCCCAAGGCUGGCCAAGGCAUGAACACUGCCUUCCUCGAUGCCCAGAACCUCGCCUGGAAGAUCCAUGCUGUCGAAUCUGGCUUCGCAGAUAAGGAGAUCUUGAAGACCUAUGAGACGGAGCGCAAGCAUGUCGCCGAGUCCUUGCUCGAUUUCGAUAACCGAUAUGCCAAGCUGUUCUCGCAACGGCCUCCGGCGGCCGAUGAAGUGCACGCAGCCUCAGCCAACCAUGGCAGUAACCAAGAGGGCCAAGAUAACGACUUUAUCAAGACGUUCAAAGAGUCGUGCGAGUUUACGAGCGGUUACGGAGUGUACUACAAGCCCAAUGCCCUGAACUGGUCGCCCGAGCACGCAGUGCAAUCGCCAUUGGUUCACCCGAAGGGCACCAAGCUACGGACGGGACGUCUCUUCAUCAACUCGAACGUGACAAGAGUGGUUGAUGCCAAUGUUGUGCAUCUGGAACAGGAAGUCCCGCUGAACGGCGCCUUUCGAAUCUUUGUCUUUGCAGGUGUUCCCGAGAAGACGCGCCAGGCACUCCAGGACUUUGCCAACAACCUCGGAAGCCAGCGAUCCUUCUACGCAACGUACCAGCGACCGGACCUGGACAAGGUCUCCUAUCACGAGAAGCAUCUCCCUCAUAGCCGCUUUUUUACGCUGUGCACGAUUUUUGCUUCCAAGCGGACCGGCAUCGAGAUCUCACGCGACGUGCCUGGAGUUCUUGCUCGAUACCGAGACCACAUUUACGCCGACGACCGAUCGGACUCCCGGCUACCGAAUGCGAAGGCUGAGGCACAUGCCAAGAUGGGUUUGGAUGAGGAGCGCGGCGGAGUGGUAGUGGUCAGGCCGGAUGGCUAUGUAGGCAUCGUGGUUAGCCUCGUCGAGGGCAGCGGGACCGUGGACGCACUGAACGAGUAUUUCUCGUCUUUCUGCACGAAGAAGCUGGGACAGACGAUGGCGCAACUGUAA